Phytophthora infestans T30-4 is the source of this 480-nucleotide messenger RNA. RefSeq lists its product as uncharacterized. NCBI's taxonomy places the organism in Eukaryota, Oomycota, Peronosporomycetes, Peronosporales, Peronosporaceae. The record is from RefSeq and is a predicted model, not a curated record. The transcript is spliced from 3 exons. The coding region runs from base 1 to 480 and encodes 159 amino acids.
AUGUCUGCAUCACUUUUCCAACUGGGCACUUGCGAUACAAUCACUGACCAUCCAAUGUCUGAGGCAUCCGUCAGCAGGACCAUCUCGCUGUCUGGCUUUGGGAACGCCAGGGUAGCCGUGUCAGCCAGAGCCUGCUUCACCGCAUCAUACGCCUCGCAUUCCUGCUCGUGUGUCCUGCAGUGGACGUGCCAGUCGGGCGUAGUCCACAAUGAUGUCUCUCAUCCAGUUCCUUUUAUUCGCUCAGGGUCAUGCUUCACACCUUCACCAUCUAUCAACUUUCCACACCAUUUUACUUCACGCUUGUACACGCAGGACUUGGCUACACUUAGCUUGAAACCGAAUUUCGCCGUGAGCUGUAGCAGUUCCUGCAAUUUGUCGAGGUACGUGUCGAUAUCCGCAGCAUACAGCAGUAGGUCAUCUAUCCAGACUAGCAGGUGCUUGUAUAACAGCGCCGCAAAGCAUCUCUCGAUCGUUGACUGA